Messenger RNA from Hyaloscypha bicolor E, 1448 nucleotides. RefSeq names its product cystathionine gamma-synthase. Gene Ontology annotation, cellular component: cytoplasm. The coding region runs from base 96 to 1379 and encodes 427 amino acids. The record is from RefSeq and is a predicted model, not a curated record. Lineage: Eukaryota; Fungi; Ascomycota; Leotiomycetes; Helotiales; Hyaloscyphaceae. Gene Ontology annotation, biological process: transsulfuration. Gene Ontology annotation, molecular function: pyridoxal phosphate binding; carbon-sulfur lyase activity. The transcript has 3 exons.
GGAACAUCAACCUCAAGAUUCGUUCGUACGCUUCGUCAAUAGAUGAGAUAUCUCUCACCCUUUCCAAAUAAAGCCUGCUAUAAUAACGUCAAGAUAUGGCUACAACGACACCUCUUGUGAAUGGUCACGGAAAUGCUGAGGAUCACCGCCCCGAUCCCGGCCUCGCUAACCUCUCCCUCUCUUCAAAAACCGUUCACGCCGAUGAUUACCUCAACAAAAGCAGAGAUGUGGCCCCGCCAUUGCAUGUUUCGACUACGUUCCGCUAUAAUCGGGAUCCAGAUCAAUUGAAAGUGCAUUGGGGAGAGGAUGCCGAUGAGCCAUAUGAUGGACAUGUCUAUUCUAGAUAUACAGCUCCCAAUACCACCCGCUUUGAAGCCAUCCUCUCAGACAUCCUGAAAGGGCCGGCGCUGAGCUAUGCAUCUGGUCUCAGCGCCUUCCACGCAAUGCUAGUUUUUCUCAACCCAAAGAGAAUCGCUAUUAGAGAUGGAUAUCAUGGCUGCCAUGGCGUCAUCGGAGUGCAUGCAAAGCUCACUGGUCUCAAGAAGCUGGAUAUCGACUGCCCCGCCGAGGAGCUGCAACCUGGUGAUAUCGUUCAUAUCGAAACACCUCUCAAUCCCACGGGCUCUGCUUACAACCUUAAAGCCUAUGCUGAUAAGGCACACUCGCGUGGGGCUUAUUUAACUGUUGAUUCGACAUUUGGUCCACCACCUUUGCAAGACCCCUUUCUGUGGGGUGCUGACAUUAUCAUGCAUAGCGGCACCAAAUACAUUGGUGGCCACUCAGAUAUGCUUUGUGGAAUCCUAGCGGUCAACCCUGCCAGAGUGAAAGAGGGUUGGUGGAAUAAGCUGUUUGACGAACGGUUAUUCUUGGGUAAUGUGAUGGGAUCUAUGGAAGGAUGGCUGGGUGUCAGGAGUUUGAGAACGUUGGAAUUGAGGGUUGAGAGACAGUCGCAUAGCACUACCAAGUUGGUGGCAUGGUUGAAUUCUGCCCUCCAUUCCGAAAAGUCUGAUGAUGGGGAGGCUAAGAUCGUCAGAGAUGUAUUGGCCAAAAUUGAGCAUGCUAGCUUGCAGGAACAGGACAUCAAGGAUGGAUGGUUGCUGAAGCAGAUGUCGAGUGGUUUUGGGCCAGUCUUCUCCAUCACCAUGAAAGAGCAGAACUUCGCUCGCAGACUACCCAGCAAGCUUCAACUAUUUCACCACGCAACCAGUUUGGGUGGGGUGGAAAGCUUGAUUGAGUGGCGAACUAUGACCGAUCCGGGGGUGGAUACUCGCUUGCUGAGAGUGAGCAUCGGUGUUGAAGGUUGGGAAGAUCUGAAAAAUGACUUGCUUCAAGCUUUCAAAGCACUAUCAGAAGAGUCCCAGGAGGAGUCGAAGAUGUAAAUAGACUGAAACUCAUAAAUAUUUACUUCCACAAGAUGUUGCCGAGAUCCUGAAGCUCAUUAAUUCUGC